AUGGCGAACGUUUCAGAGCGAGGAAGCUCCCCGACAGCGGGUGAAUUGAACGAUCUUUUUGAUUAUGAUAUCGGCUUAGAUGAGAUUAUUCCGGAUAACAAUGCUCCCAAUGCAAAUAGCACCAAGGUCUCUGGUACAGGGGAUUCGACACUUGGUUUGGGUCUUGAUGAAGAAGUGAAAGUCGCAAAAAAACGACAACCUGUGGCAAAACUAGACGAGGGCCGUUUACUUUCACAACCAGGCAUCCCCAAACUGCGACAUACUGCCAGACAGAAAUUGAAGUUCAAGGGCAAAGGACACGAGUUCAAGGAUGCCGCACGCCUGCUCAACUUUUACCAGCUAUGGCUCGAUGAUCUAUUCCCACGCGCAAAAUUCACAGACGGCCUGACAAUGAUUGAGAAACUGGGACAUUCGAAACGAAUUCAGGCCAUGCGACGAGAAUGGAUAGACGAGGAAAAACCGAGACUCUUCGAUAGCGCCGGGGCUACGCAGGAGGAGCUCGAACAUCGCUUCGGCCCCAGGAACACUGCAGAUUCCAAUAAUAAUCCAUCAGCGAUUCCUCAGGACCAGGAAGCGACUACCGACCAAGACCUAUUUAUUCCAGACCCAAACGAGAGCGCGCGGCCUACAACCAGCCACCCUGAGCCCGAGGACGAUGAUUUGGAUGAUCUUCUCAGAGAACAGGAUGAGCCAAUGAUCGAUUCCCCCUCCGACGUGCGUGCCUCAUCCUCACGGGCACCAGAUGACGAUAACGACGAAUAUGAUGCUGAAUACGAAGCUAUGAAGGAGCUUGGGAUGUAG
Molecule: messenger RNA, 801 nt
Organism: Penicillium coprophilum
Lineage: Eukaryota; Fungi; Ascomycota; Eurotiomycetes; Eurotiales; Aspergillaceae
Product: Chromosome segregation in meiosis protein 3
Exons: 3
Coding region: 1-801 (266 amino acids)
Biological process (GO): replication fork arrest; replication fork processing; DNA replication checkpoint signaling
Cellular component (GO): nucleus; replication fork protection complex
Molecular function (GO): DNA binding
Source: RefSeq, a predicted model, not a curated record